AGAUGAGAUCAUUAGCUAGAGGAGUCACCACGAAUAUUAGCAAACUAAUCGAAGCUAGACCGAAGAAUACCGGUCAAACUGUCUACUUGACGCACGUCAAAUGGGUUACUGGAAAAUCUCAAUUAGAACACUAUUUCAAGCGAUACGGGUCAAUUCAAAGUGUUAACAUGUUCUACGAUCCCGAUACGGGCCUUCAUCGUGGAUUUGCAUCGAUAACCUUCGAUUCAAAAGAUGGUGCGAAUAAGGCGAUUGAACAACGACCGCACGUUAUCGAUGGAGAUCGGGUAGACGUCGAGCCCUAUAUCCCGCUCAUUUCAAAAAACAAGAAGAAGGAUUUGAUGCUAUAAGCACCUAAUCAUCGUGAUCUCUCCUCUACAGUCUCUCUCGAAUUUAGUCAAUUCAUUUUGCAUACUCUUUUUAUUGAUUGAUUUUCCUAUUUGUCACCUCUAAUAUCUUAUUUCAUUCUCUGUUAUAGGUUUUCUGUCCUUAGCGUCGAACGCCUUCGGAUUGUUCGAACAAACCUACCGGUUCGUCAUUUUCGUCUCCUGUCUCCCCCUCGGUCCAAUUUUUCUUUAGUUUCAUCAGUUCUUUGAUGAAUUGUAAAUACUAGCCUGUUGUUUUUCAAACAAGAAGAACGUUAU
Molecule: messenger RNA, 641 nt
Organism: Caenorhabditis elegans
Lineage: Eukaryota; Metazoa; Nematoda; Chromadorea; Rhabditida; Rhabditidae
Gene: slrp-1
Product: RRM domain-containing protein
Molecular function (GO): RNA binding; nucleic acid binding
Source: RefSeq, marked reviewed